AUGAGGAACUCUUCUGAUUAUGAAAGAGGCCAUGAGAGUCAUCCGCCUCACGUCCAAUCCAAAAUUAUGGUCAAUAAGAGCAAGGAGACCAAUCAAAGUUCUCCUGUUCGCGGUGAAACUGAACCCGUAUCAUUGCCCUUUGUCGCAUCACGACACACAUCGCCCGCUCCACCUAGCAGCUCACUCCCGUUUCCGCCGGUACUGGAAACACUGGGUACAGCGAUGGAGCAAGUGUCUGCCUUGACUGUGUGGUCGGAGCGUGUUAUCAUCCCAAUUUGUGAUAAUUACGUGGGUCACCCGCCGGCCGAUAUCAAGAGGCGUGAUUUCGAACAUAACAAGCUGAGGGAGGCGAUCGUUGCAGUGUUGGGCAAAGCGGAUGGAAUUGAUCCAGGCGGCGAUGUGACUGCACGCAAUGCCCGCAAGUCCCUCAUCAAACAAUUGGAACAUGCUUUAAUUCGGGUGGAUGAGGCCGCAAUAGUAUAG
This is a messenger RNA of Penicillium robsamsonii, 483 nucleotides long. Its product is annotated as BAG family molecular chaperone regulator. Gene Ontology annotation, molecular function: protein-folding chaperone binding. The coding region runs from base 1 to 483 and encodes 160 amino acids. The record is from RefSeq and is a predicted model, not a curated record. The transcript has a single exon. NCBI's taxonomy places the organism in Eukaryota, Fungi, Ascomycota, Eurotiomycetes, Eurotiales, Aspergillaceae.